CUUUGUGAAUACAUCCAGAGGCAGAAUCAGUACCCUUUAGAAGAAUUUUAUGCUGUUUUCAUUUCUAAUGAUAGAAGGAUGGUGCCACUUUGGAAGCAGCAGGCUGGGUGUGGAGGAGAACCUGUGAUUUGGGAUUACCAUGUGAUUUUGCUUCAUGUUGCCAGUGGAGACCAGAACUUCAUUUAUGACCUUGACACUGUGCUUCCUUUCCCCUGUCCCUUUGACACCUAUAUUGAAGA
This is a messenger RNA of Anolis sagrei ordinatus, 239 nucleotides long. Lineage: Eukaryota; Metazoa; Chordata; Lepidosauria; Squamata; Anolidae. The record is from RefSeq and is a predicted model, not a curated record.